Molecule: messenger RNA, 1675 nt
Organism: Caenorhabditis auriculariae
Lineage: Eukaryota; Metazoa; Nematoda; Chromadorea; Rhabditida; Rhabditidae
Source: the annotation of a GenBank genome assembly
AUGAACGCUCUGAUCGCCGCCUAUGAAGACAUGCCUCCCGUGACGCGGGCCUACACCACCGCCUGCGUCCUUGUGACUCUUGCCGUCGUUAGUACUCUUUGUUCAUGUCAGAAACAGAUGAAGUUAUUCCAGCAACUUGACUUCAUCACUCCUUUCCAGCUUUAUUUCAACUGGGAGCUGGUCUUCAAACAGUGGCAGGCAAAUUUUUAUUUCUUAUCAAGUGCUCUCAUUUAUCAACCAUCAGGUCUGGCGAUUGCUGACGUCGUUCUGUUUCUUCGGUUCAUUUGGAUUCUCGUUCCUGUUCAAUAUGGUGUUCACAUACCGCUACUGUAUGAUGCUGGAGGAGGGCUCUUUCCGUGGCAGAAGAGCCGAUUUCGUCUUCAUGUUCAUUUUUGGUGCUCUCCUUAUGGUCACCAACGAGAUUCUUUUCUUUUUUACUUUCCUCUUGCAGAUCGUUUGCGGAAUAUUCGUUCAUAUGCUUUUCCUAGGCCAAGCUUUCACGAUAAUGCUUGUAUACGUCUGGAGCAGGCGUAAUCCUCACAUACAGGUUUAAAAAAACAUCUGAAUUUAUAUAGAAGCGUAGUUGAAAAAAAGGUAAUUAGAGAAAAAAAGUUGUCAUAAUACCAUUUUUUUCAACUUUUUUUCCAACUCCAACUCUUCAAAAUAAACCCAAAUGGCGCAGAAAAAAAGCCUACGUCUAGGUUCACUUUGUCUCUGUUACUUUUUGGGGAGUUUUCUUGAAAUUUCUUCGACGGGCUAAAUGGAUAUUUUAAAAAGUCACAAUCUGCAAAAAUUCCUCAUUAAAAAAAACAUACUCUUUGAAGUUUAGUACGUGUUUACCGAUGAAAAAAAUUGUUUUUAUUCUAUAUUCUAACAUCCAUUCUUAAAAAAACGGAGAAUUCUUAGAAGAUUGCGAUAUUUAUUAUUUUCUUCUAGUGCAUUAGAAAUUCUCUGAGAAAAUUUCAGAAAAAUUUGAAAAUGAAGUUUUAGAGAAAGUUAAUUUUUAUCAUUACUGGCGAUAAAAGGUUCGUCAGUUAUUUUUUUAAAUUUUCAUAUAGAUGAACUUCUUUGGUGUUCUCUCGUUCACUGCGCCGUACCUUCCUUUGGGUUCUACUUCUUUUCUCCUUACUUCUCGGAAACAACGCCAUCGUUGAUUUCAUGGGUAUUUUUUUCAAAAAUUGUCAAAUAUUUAGGUUUUUUUCAAAAGUACUUCCUCUUAGAGUUUGUGCAAACUUUUAAGAGUAAGAUUUUGAGAAACAUUAAGACUUUUCAUCAUCACAAAGAAAGUAUUUCGUAAGAAUGGAAAAAAAAUUAUACUUUAUCCUCAAACAGUUCUGAUACUAUUAUGAAUCAGUAACCCUCAUAGAUAUUAAAAAGUUAGAAAAGAUGGGGAUGAAGUUUUUAAUUAACCUAAAAACUCCGCUGCGCAAAAAACACAUUUUUUUUUUCUAGGAAUUGCCUGCGGUCACAUCUAUUUUUUUCUCGAGGAUGUAUUCCCUUACCAAGUUUGCUCUCUCCGCCUGAGACGUCACCAGCUUGUUUGCUUAAGGAGCACGGAACGAGGCUGCUGAAGACGCCGCAGUGGUUGGUGUGGCUCUGUGAAGAACGACAGGCCGAGCCGCUGCCUGACGACGAACGACCUGGCGGUUAUCAGUGGGGCGCCGACGAAGAAUAA